AUGGCGACCCUCUCUUCCAAUCGAUUCUUUGAUCUUAUCAAACCUGGAAUCACCACCAAAGCCCUACCACACAUAGGAGGAUCUGACCAUCGAAUGAAACCACAUCUUCUACAGUUCCAAAAAUAUCUUCCAGGGUUACGAUCCGUCCAUGAAGUGAUCUUCGUUGCUUCAUUCCCACAUCUGCAAGUCACCAUCUUUGAAUCAGAAGCGAUUGGAUGUCAUGAAGGGUGCAACGGUCGAGCAACAGUGGAAAGGAGGAGAGAUGAUCGACUGAUGAAGCUAAAGGAUUUGCCCAAAAAUCGGACAUGCAAUUUCUUUUAA
Lactuca saligna is the source of this 321-nucleotide messenger RNA. NCBI's taxonomy places the organism in Eukaryota, Viridiplantae, Streptophyta, Magnoliopsida, Asterales, Asteraceae. The record is from the annotation of a GenBank genome assembly.